This is a messenger RNA of Apiotrichum porosum, 1341 nucleotides long. RefSeq lists its product as uncharacterized. Bases 1 to 1341 code for a protein of 446 amino acids. Gene Ontology annotation, molecular function: clathrin-cargo adaptor activity. Lineage: Eukaryota; Fungi; Basidiomycota; Tremellomycetes; Trichosporonales; Trichosporonaceae. The transcript is spliced from 9 exons. The record is from RefSeq and is a predicted model, not a curated record. Gene Ontology annotation, biological process: clathrin-dependent endocytosis; intracellular protein transport. Gene Ontology annotation, cellular component: cytoplasmic vesicle; AP-2 adaptor complex.
AUGGCCACCGCCAUCCACAUCGACCACCUGUGUCUCUCCAGUCGUCACCCGUCAACCAGGAUGAUCUCGGCGUUCUUCAUUUAUAACACAAAGGGAGAGGUCCUCAUUUCGAGGCUGUUCCGAAGCGAUCUCAAACGGAGCAUCGCGGACGUGUUUAGGAUUCAAGUGAUUAGCAAUGCCGACAUUCGGUCGCCCAUCAUCACUCUGGGGAGCACCAGCUUCUUCCAUGUGAAGAUCAACAACGUCUUCGUGACUGCCGUGACGAAGUGCAACGCCAACGCGGCGCUCGUGUUUGAGUUUCUCUACCGUUUUAUCACCAUUUCGCGCAGCUACUUUGGCAAGCUGGAUGAGGAGAGCGUCAAGAGCAACUUUGUUCUGAUCUAUGAGCUCCUUGACGAGAUCAUCGACUUUGGAUACCCGCAGAACUCGGAGAUUGACACGCUCAAGAUGUACAUCACCACCGAGGGUAUCAAGUCGGAGAUGGCAGUGCGCGAGGACUCGUCCAAGAUUACGAUCCAGGCGACCGGUGCCACGUCGUGGCGCCGAGCCGACGUCAAGUACCGCAAGAACGAGGCCUUUGUCGACGUCAUCGAGACGGUCAACAUGCUUAUGAGCAAAGAAGGCGCCGUCCUGCGUGCGGAUGUCGACGGCCAGAUCCUCAUGCGCGCGUACCUCUCCGGCAUGCCCGAGUGCAAGUUUGGCCUCAACGACAAGCUCGUUCUUGACAAGCGCGGCGACCAGGCCAAGACGGACGGCGCGGUGGAGCUGGACGACUGCCAGUUCCACCAGUGUGUCCGCCUGGGCAAGUUUGACUCGGACCGCUCCAUCAGCUUUAUCCCGCCCGACGGCGAGUUUGAGCUCAUGCGCUACCGCUCCACGUCCAACAUCAACCUGCCGUUCCGGCUGCAGACGCACGUCAACGAGCCGACCAAGAACCGCGUCGAGUACACGAUCCACCUCAAGGCGGCGUUCGACUCCAAGCUCAACGCCAACAACGUCGUCAUCCGCAUCCCCACCCCGCUCAACACGGUCAAGGUCGACGCAAAGGUCGGCAUGGGCAAGGCAAAGUAUGUCCCUGGAGAAAACCACAUUGUGUGGAAGAUUUCAAGGAUACAGGGCAUGCAGGAGUGUACCCUCACGGCCGAGGCCAACCUCGCCAUGACGACCACCAAGCAGGCCUGGUCGCGACCGCCCAUCGAGCUCGACUUUUCUGUCGUCAUGUUCACCGCGUCCGGUCUGCUCGUCCGCUACCUCAAGGUGUUUGAGAAGAGCGGCUACAACUCGGUUAAAUGGGUCAGGUUCCUCACAAAAGCGAACGGGACGUAUCAGAUCCGCUUUUGA